CGCUUUCUUCACGGCCUCUGGGAUUCAACCAUUUUCUUUCCAUUCGUUGCUACACCAUUUUCAAUGUUUCAUCACUACCGUUUUAUAAUCUCAUCCACUCCUCAAUUUAAAACCAGUAGAAAACCCUAAACUCGUACGAAACCUCAAUUAAUCAAUUCGAAAAGUCUUAUCUUCUCCUCCUCGAUUCCUCAAUUAUUCCAUGGCUGGGCUGGCGCAGGAGCAGGAGCAGGCUCUCCCUCUCCUCGCUUCAGCGAAAAACCAUGGGGAUUUGGCCGUAAAGCUGUCAUCCUUGAAGCAAGUCAAGGACAUACUGUUAUCCGCGGAGCCUUCUCACGCCGCAGAGCUCUUUCCGUACUUGGUUGAGCUUCAGUCUUCCCGGGAAACGCUUGUGCGUAAAUACCUCCUUGAAGUAAUUGAUGAGAUUGGAGCGAAAUGUAUGGAGCAUUUAUCCAUAUUGUUGCCUAUCUUGUUGAAGUUCUUAAAAGAUAAUAAUUCAAUGGUUGCAAAGCAAUCUAUUAUCACCGGCACAAAGAUCUUAUGUAGCAUGUUGGAAGACUUAUCAUUGCAGUUUCAACGGCGUGGUAGAGUUGAGAGGUGGCUUGAAGAGCUGUGGAUGUGGAUGAUUAAGUACAAGGAUGCUGUUUUCAACGUUAUCUUUGAGGCUGGUUCUGUUGGUCCAAAGUUGCUAGCAAUAAAGUUUCUGGAAACAUACAUUUUAUAUUUUACACAGGAUACAAACGAUUAUGAAAAAGUUGCACCAGAAGUUACUACAAGGCAUGGAAUGGCAUUUAACAUCUCAAUGCUGGUUGAUUGUCAUCCUGUUCUGGAUCUACCUGCACUUGUAUCAGAUGCAAAUAGAUAUUUUGGAAUUUUACUGGAUUUGUUGCGAUCAGCUGGCAAUCUUCCUGGUUCAUUGACAAUUUCUGUUGUUAAUAGUCUUGCAGUGAUAGCAAGGAAAAGACCUAUGUACUAUCCCUCCGUCCUCUCGGCACUUCUUGACUUUAAUGUGAACUCUGAGACAGUGAAGGGUCAACAUAUUAUUCAGUAUUCUCUAAGAACUGCAUUUUUAGGAUUUAUGAGGUGUACUCAACCUGUCAUUGUUGAGUCGAGAGAGAGAUUGCUUAAGGCAUUACGAGCUAUGAAUGCAGGAGAUGCUGCUGAUCAUGUUAUCCGACAAGUGGAUAAAAUUAUGAGAAGUAAUGAGCGUGCUUCGCGGGAUUUGCGGUUGAGCAAGGAUGACCAGCAAUCAGAUCAGCUGCCUAUUUUAGGAGAUAUGAUGAGGAAAAGGUCGGCACCAAUGGAGAAUGAAGAUUCAAAUAAUACUAAUGAUGUAACUUAUAAAAGGUUACGUUAUGGUGGCCCUCAAGGUGUCACAGAUUCAAGACUUGACGUGAAUGAUGCUGGGCAGGAUCACGUCGACGGGAUAUCUCUUAAGGCUCCUCUGUUGGAUCAGGAUCUGACUCCUGUUGAACAGAUGAUUGCCAUGAUUGGUGCUUUAAUUGCAGAAGGAGAAAGAGGCUUUGAAUCUCUUGAAAUUCUUAUAUCCAACAUUCAUCCAGAUUUACUAGCAGAGAUAGUCAUAACUAAUAUGAAGCACUUUCCGAGGAAUCUGCCUCCCUUUCCCCCCACAGCAUUUGAUAACCUGCAAUUAAAUUGUCAAAGUGAUUCUCCAAGUCCCUCCGGGGGUGUGGCACCAAAUGGUUCCUUAUCCAUGCAGACUUUGGGACUUGCCGCUCAACUACCUGUAUCUUCAUCAAGCAUGACAAGCCUUCCAUCUUCUGAUAUGCCCCCUUCCAGUAAUCAUCCUUCCGAUUCCAAACGUGAUCCACGAAGGGAUCCUCGUCGACUUGAUCCAAGGCGUAUGGUGCCACCUGUUGAAGUUCCACCACCAUCUUUUGUCGACAGUAAUACAAGUGAUCAUGCUUUACAACCUGAUUUUGAUGAUUCUAGUUCUUUCAGUCAAACCCCUGUGCCGCCAUGUCAGCAUAGUUCCGAAAGUGUUUCAGUAUCUCCUAUGCCGGAAACUGCAACUGAUUUGAAUUUGUUGGAAUGCUCUGUAAAAUUAGAAGCUGGUCAAUCAACUCCCAAAGUUGAAGUUCGGGAUACGGAAGCCAAAGAGAUUAUAACAGAUUGUAAAGGAAAUGCUGCUUUGGAUACUCCCCUGUCCACUCUCAGCAAAAUUGAGGACACUGUAGCACAGACAUCAUUGGAUGCCAUAAUGCUUGAUGAGGCUUAUUCGCCAUCAUCACAAGAAAUGGAUGAACUUUCACCACCUAUUUCAAAUUUGGAGGCCUCUGAUGUUGAAUUUGAUCAGUUGGCUCUGCUUCCUCCUUACAUGGAGCUAAAUGAAGAUCAUCAAAGAACUGUGAUUAAACUGGCUCUUGAACGAAUAAUUGAUGCUUACCAGAAUAUUCAAAGAACAGAUUUCAUGCAGACACAAAUGGCAUUGCUUGCUCAAUUGUUUGCUCAGAUUGAGGCCGGUUCGGAUGUGGUUAUGAUGAUGCAAAAACGAAUUUUAACAGACUAUGAAGAGCAAAAGGGACACGAGCUUGUAAUGCAUGUUCUCUAUCAUCUAAGAGCUCUUAUGUUGUCAGCUUCGUUUCAGAACUCUUCAUCUGCUGCUUCCUUGUACGAAAACUUCCUUCUGGAAGUGGCAAAAUCUUUGUUAGAUGCUUUCCCAGCAACUAAUAAAUCAUUUAGUCGACUUCUUGGAGAGGUUCCUUAUUUACCUGAAUCUGUAUUGAGGCUGCUGGAUGAUUUAUGCACUCGAAGUCAUUCUGGAGUAGAUGGUCGUGAUGGUGACCGUGUCACUCAAGGCCUUGGUGUUGUUUGGAGCUUGAUUUUGGGCCGGCCACUCAAUCGUGAAGCCUGUUUGGGGAUAGCUCUGAAGUGCGCUGUUCACUCACUGGAUGAUAUUCGAGCAAAAGCUAUCCGUCUGGUGGCUAACAAACUUUACUCGAUGAGCAACGUUGCUGAAAACAUUGAAGAGUUUGCGACAAAUAUGUUCUUGUCGGCUGUAGAACAGCAUGUUUCAGAGACAGGGAUUUCACAAUCUGUAUCAGACAAACAAAGAAUAAGACAGGUGGGAAGCCAAGAAACAUCUGUAAGUGGUUCUCAAAUUUUACAUCCUGGGGUUUCAGAAAAUGACACCAUUAAGGCUGCCGAAGAAUCCACCUCUGAUUCAGCAAUUUCAUUUUCUCAAGCACAGCGACUCAUCUCAUUGUUUUUUGCAUUAUGUGCAAAGAAACCAAGCCUUCUCCAACUUGUGUUUAAUAGUUAUGCACGUGCACCGAAGGCUGUUAAGCAGGCUGUGCAUCGUCAUACCCCUGUUCUUAUAAGGGCUCUGGGUUCAUCAUAUUCCGAGUUGCUUCAGAUAAUAUCUGAUCCGCCCCAAGGAAGUGAACAGCUACUGACACAGGUGCUUCAUGUAUUAUUUGAACCUCCACCUGAUUUAGUUGCCACUGUCAAACAAUUAUAUGAUACCAAACUGAAGGAUGCUUCUAUUCUUAUACCAAUACUAUCAUCAUUUUCAAGAGAUGAGGUUUUACCUAUUUUUCCUCGUCUUGUCAACCUUCCAUUGGAAAAGUUUCAGACAGCGCUGGCUCAUAUCCUACAGGGCUCUCCUCAAACAGGUCCAGCAUUGACACCAGCAGAAGUCUUGGUAGCUAUUCAUGACAUCAUUCCUGAGAGAGAUGGUCUUCCACUCAAAAAGAUCACAGAUGCUUGCUCGGCUUGUUUUGAACAGCGGACUGUUUUUACACAACAGGUCCUGGCAAAGGCCUUAAACCAGAUGGUUGAUCAAACUCCUCUCCCGCUGCUCUUCAUGAGAACUGUAAUCCAAGCAAUUGAUGCAUUUCCAGCACUGGUUGAUUUUGUCAUGGAAAUACUGUCCAAACUAGUGAACAAACAGGUGUGGCGAAUGCCAAAAUUGUGGGUUGGAUUCUUGAAAUGUAUCUCGCAAACGCAGCCACAUUCAUUCAGUGUAUUGUUACAGUUGCCAUCACCACAGCUUGAAAGUGCUCUGAACAAAUAUUCUAAUCUUCGCAGUCCUCUUUCAGCUUUUGUGAACCAAUCUAAUGCUAGAUCCUCACUCCCCAGGUUCCAGAUGGCUGCUGCUGGUUCUACAGGUGAUAGCUCAACUGCUGGUGCUGCUGGAGAGGCUUCUUCUCUGCUGAAAUACUGUAUUAUUGCUGCUGUGGACCUAUGGAUCUGCUUUUGCCGCUUAAGGGCUGAUAUGUUGCUGAUGAUAGUGUGAAUCUGCUGGAUCAAACAAAGGAUUGAUUACAGAGUAGACAAUAGGAUUUGGAAGAUAUUGCAAUAGGAAUUGCUCUAUUGUAUCAAUGGAUUUGAUUAGUUCAAUGAAAAGAGAGCUUAAAUGUAACAAUCCUAGGCAUUCGAGAGGCCUUGGUUCUCUCCACUAUUUUCUCAACAUCUCAGCCCAUGAAUAUACUCACAUAUCCCCCUUAUUACAUUUAUAGCCCUUCCCUCUAUAGCACUAUUUCUCAUUUUCUCCCUUCUACUGAUUAGUGAACAUUCUAGAAUAGUAGAUGAUGUGGCUGCAACUAUGUUGGUAUUUCUGAACCGGAUUGGGGUCUAUAAAAAUAUAUGGAAGGUGGGUACUGCCUGAAAUUUCAGAAUAUUAUAAAUUAGUCCUUGUACAUUUUGAAAAGUUGAAUACAGUCCCUAAACUUUUAGAUUGCAGCUAGUUAGUUCUUUCAAGUGCCCUUCAGUGUUUUCUGAUCGAUUUUUACUACUAUUGGAUACUGUGAGACCGUUCUCGUCACACAAUCUUGGUUGAGCCAGCCAUCUAGUAAGCCCUAGACGUCUGGCAAAUUAAUGAUCUUCCUCAGUUGAUAUUCUUCAGUUUGUUUAAUUAAGUUGCUGCCCUGCUGAAUCCCUGCCUGCAGACUUAACUGUAGGCUGCUGCGAUGACCCCCGCUCUGGAUUAAGUGCUGUAGCAGAAUGUGGAGGUGUUAGUGCUCUGAUUGUUGGGUGAUAAUUUCUGUAGCGAGAAUUAGGAAGAUAAAUUGAUGCAAAAUAGAUGAACUAGCUAUUGAAUUGUACUGAUGAUGUGAUUUUUAUAUAACAAGAACUGA
Olea europaea var. sylvestris is the source of this 5096-nucleotide messenger RNA. RefSeq lists its product as uncharacterized. The record is from RefSeq and is a predicted model, not a curated record. The transcript has 27 exons. NCBI's taxonomy places the organism in Eukaryota, Viridiplantae, Streptophyta, Magnoliopsida, Lamiales, Oleaceae. The coding region runs from base 200 to 4255 and encodes 1351 amino acids.